AUAGUGAAACACGUGUCAACCAAUCAGAUAGUGAAACAUGUGUUGGCCCAUCAGAUAGUGAAACACGUGUCAACCCAUCAUAUAGUGAAACACGUGUCAACCAAUCAGAUAGUCAAACACGUGUCAACCCAUCAGAUAGUGAAACCCGUGUCAACCAAUCAGAUAGUCAAACACGUGGCAACCCAUCAGAUAGUGAAACACGUGUCAACCAAUCAGAUAGUGAAACACGUGUCAACCCACCAGAUAGUGAAACACGUGUCAACCCAUCAUAUAGUGAAACACGUGUCAACCAAUCAGAUAGUCAAACACGUGGCAACCCAUCAGAUAGUGAAACACGUGUCAACCAAUCAGAUAGUGAAACAAGUGUCAACCAAUCAGAUAACGAAACACGUGUCAACUCAUCAGAAAGUGAAACACAUGUCAACCCAUCAGAUAGUGAAACACGUGUCAACCCACCAGAUAGUGAAACACGUGUCAACCCAUCAGAUAGUGAAACACGUGUCAACCAAUCAGAUAGUCAAACCCGUGUCAACCCAUCAGAUAGUCAAACACGUGUCAACCCAUCAUAUAGUGAAACACGUGUCAACCAAUCAGAUAGUGAAACAAGUGUCAACCAAUCAGAUAACGAAACACGUGUCAACUCAUCAGAUAGUGAAACACGUGUCAACCCAUCAGACAGUGAAACACGUGUCAACUCACCAGGUAGUGAAACACGUGUCAACCCAUCAUAUAGUCAAACACGUGUCAACCAAUCAGAUAGUCAAACACGUGUCAACCAAUCAGAUAGUGAAACACGUGUCAACCCAUCAGAUAGUGAAACACGUGUCAACCCAUCAGAUAGUGAAACACGUGUCAACCCAUCAGAUAGUGAAACACGUGUCAACCUAUCGAAUAGUGAAACACGUGCCAACCCAUGA
Mizuhopecten yessoensis (Yesso scallop) is the source of this 917-nucleotide messenger RNA. Its product is annotated as lisH domain-containing protein C1711.05-like. The annotation marks the transcript as partial. The transcript has a single exon. The record is from RefSeq and is a predicted model, not a curated record. NCBI's taxonomy places the organism in Eukaryota, Metazoa, Mollusca, Bivalvia, Pectinida, Pectinidae.